AUGGCGAAAUUAAUGAACCAGUUUUCAAGAACAGCAUGUUCACUAAUGAUGAAAGCUAUAAAAUUAGCAUUCGCGCGUGGGUUUGCAUUUAGAACGCGACAACUGGUUGCAAAUGGCGCCUUAGCUGUAUCUUUUUAGACCUAUUUCUUUCAGUUCUUAAGCCUUGUAGUGAUUGGAACUCUGAUACAUUAGAUGCUAUUGUUGAAAGUGCUAUGCUAAAUGACAGCACUGAAUAUUGGAUAAGUUCCUCAGAAUUACCACGAAAUACUAACAGACACGGUGCCAAUUAACUGCUGUCGAUUUUGUUUCCAAUGAAAGGGUAACACUUGUCUGUAGUUUGUCUUAACAUAACAUAAAAUAACAUUAUUUCUUGAUGCAGGUUAAAAGUCAGGCAGCCAUAGCUUAUGUGGACCUGUUAUAAUACCAAAUUAUAAAAACUUUGCAAUAUUUGAAUAAAUAAUACUAAGUUAAUUAAAAUAUGUAGAUAUAAGUUUACAUUAAAUUCAAGAAUAGAAAUAACUAUAUAAGUGUGUAGUAUAUUGGAUGUGAUUCAGAUGAAAAUAAUUAUCAAUUCAUACAGAAGUUAGUGUACUGAGAAUUAAACCAGUCUCAGAAUGGGAUGUUUUCAGAUUGAUCACUAAGCUGUUUCCAUUAGCUAGGUGCAAACUGAACACAUACCAUAUCUAUGGUUAAAUUAAGAUCUAAUCUAGGGAUCUCUGAAGAUGAAGAUUAAGGAAAUAAAGCAGAAAGCAAUAUAUACAAAUAUAUGUAAAAGAAUAGCAAAUAAUCUAGUCUCAAUCAAUAAAGUUUUAGAUAUAUAAAGGAAUAAGAAAUUCAUCAGUAUCAGACAUUGUGCCUUUAGUUGAUAUUGUUAAAUUUCUCAAUACUUUAAAUAGUCUUAUCACAAAAAAAAAUACUAGAUAAACAAGUAUUAAAAUAUAUACUAAAAUAUUAGGAAGUAUGCCUAAUCAAUAUUUCAUAAUAAUGUAAACAUUUAUCGUUAUUCAAAAUAGAUGAGCUUUCUUUCUCAAAGGUAAAGUUAUUGAUGUCUUUUUAAAUAUAUUUUAGAUGGCUUUUAAGUGUGUUGAUGUUCUCAUAAUUAAUCUUCCUAUAAAUAAGCUCUUGAGAGGUUUAUCCUGCAGAAGGCAAGUUUAAACGCUGGAUUUUUGCUUUAUUUUCCUAAUCUCUGUUUAGGUCGUCUUUGUCACAAUAGCAGACAAACAAAAUACUUCUUAUAAUGAAGAGCAAGUACUGAUGAUGCAAAAUCCCUUUUUCAAACAGUUUGUGAAAUUAUAA
Molecule: messenger RNA, 1296 nt
Organism: Pocillopora meandrina
Lineage: Eukaryota; Metazoa; Cnidaria; Anthozoa; Scleractinia; Pocilloporidae
Source: the annotation of a GenBank genome assembly